UGUGCGUGCCGCGAGCGAGCCGAGCCAAGCGAGAGAGCGAUUCCUCAACGCUAGUCGAUGUCCGCCUGCGAUUGCAGGCAUUCCGAUUGUGUCUCCUGGUCAGCAGCAUUCCGCAGUGCGCCCCGUGCGGGGUCCCCGAGUCCCUGCGGCCCAAGGACUGCGGCGGCAGGGCGGCGCGCUAGCGGCAGCGGUGCCACGAAGCAGUGCCUGAACCUGAAGAUGAUGUCGGGCCUGGACCCUUUGCAGGCGCAGGCGGCUCCGGCCCCAGCCGCGGCCCUACCUGCGCGAGCGGAGCUGGCGCAGAGGUGGCUGCCAGCGCGCUAAAUCGGAACGAGCGGACAUGUGUGUUGUGUGUUGUGGUGCAGUUAUGUGCAGCAGUGUUGUUUGUGUGUGCGUGUGCCAGUGAGUGGGUGUGUGUGUGCCGCUGGCGGGCCGAGCCGGGCCAACCCUGGCAAAACCAUGUCCAUGGCACUCAUGCGAUCAGAGUGCAGAAAGUUUGCGCCAAACAUCUUCAACAAGAGCAAGUGCACCAACUGCUUCAGGCAGAAAGAGGAGCACAGUGCCGAGGCGUUGGAGAGCAAUAGGGCCACCCGGAAGGUCGCUAAGUGUGGAUACCUGUUCGUCGCCCCGGGGUGGGACUUCAGCAACCCGCUCAACAGAACCAAGAGAUGGCAACGCCGGUGGUUUGUCCUGUACGACGAUGGCGAGCUCAGCUACUCGGUCGACGAGCACCCGGAGACGGUGCCGCAGGCCUCCAUCGACAUGAACAAGGUGCUCGAGGUGUCGGACGCGGAGACGGUGACGGGCAACGCCUUCUCCCUGGCCAUCACCGCCGCGGACUCGGUCACCUUCGUCAAGGGCACGUGCCGGGAGGAGUGCCGCUGGUGGGGCGACGUCCUAAAGGUCUUUCCGCGAAGCAAGGGCCGCCACAAGCGCACCGCCACCCUGCCCGGCGCCCUGGGCGGGCUUGGCUCCGGCUUGGGGUCGUCGACGGGGCGGUCGCAGUCGCCGGCCUCCGCCGCCCCCGCCGGUCCCCAGCCCGCCACCAAGUCGCUGUCGACGUCCGCGGCCCAGCCCGCGCCUCUCCGCGUGUCGAGCUCGGUGUCGGACGUGCGGACGAGGUUCGGCGCCUGGGACUCGGACGGGCUGGCCGGGGUGCGGCCCCUCUCGCUGCCCCUCCAGGACGCGGGCCAGGAUGACGCCCGUCACGACGGCGUCGUGGACGACGACGACGAUGAUGACGACGACGAUGACGACGACGACGUGUUCCCGACGCGCGACGUCGUGGACGCGCCCUCGCUGACGACGUCCUUUUCGACCAUCACCACGCCCGCGGAUGCGCGGAAAGUGCCGCUGCCGCCCAGCCAGGUGCACACCCCGGUGUACCGGGACCAGCCCGCCUCGUCGGGGUCGCCGCCCACCCGGGACAAGAUCGCCAGCGAGGACAAGAACAGGACGCGGCGAGUGCAGAGCCGCGACAAGCGGGAGCGAGCGGAGCGCGGGCUCAAGGCGGGCCGCAGCUUUUCAGAGGACUUCGCCAGCAUCCUGCCGUCGUGGCGCGAGGCCAAGCUGUCGCCGGACAGCAGAGACGAGAAGGAGGAGGCGGCGCGCCGCGUGCUCUUCAGGGAGAUCGCCAACGAGUGCAAGCGCGGCGAGAAGCUCAAGGACAUCGCGGCCUCCAUCACCAGGACGAGGAGCAGCAGGACGUCGUGCGGGCGGACGGGAACGCAGGCCGCCUCGCAGCUGCAGCCCACGAGGGACGGCGAUGGCGGCAAGCAGGUGCGCGGUGAUCCGGACGGUUGCGGCCUGGACGUGUCGACGCAGCGCUACUCGCCGAGCUCCGAGCUGCGCGUCGACCUGCCGGCCGAGGACCUGCUCAACAUCAAGAAGGGCUGGCUCAUGAAGCAAGGCGCCAGCAAGGUGGGUACCAGCCAGCGAGAGGACGCGGAAAGUUGGGUUUCCCGGAGAUCGACGCUUGACUCGGUGCGGACUGAGGACGUGGUGCUGGCGUGCUGCGGGGAGAUGCCAGAGUCGGACGUCGAGGACCGGCUGUCCGUGGACACUCCGCCAGAUCCGACACCGGCCACGUCGCGGCUGUCGUCGUUGACGUCCCUGUCCUCGCUGCAGGAGACGGCAGACCGGCAAAAGCGCGAGUUGGAAGACAUGAAGGCACAGCUGAAGCUCGAGGCCCUGCGGUUGCGGCAGCGGGAGGCGGAGAGCGGGGCGCUGGACCGCCAAGUCAAGGACCUCCUGGGAACGCUGGAGCGCACCGAGGAGCAGCUCAAGCAGCGCACCAGGGAGGCGGCCAAGGUGACCGAGCAGGCCUCGGAGCUGGACGCGCUCAAGGACCGGUACGCGGCGCUGCUGCGGGAGCACGAGGCCCUGCUGGAGGAGUGGCGCAGCGUGGACCGGAGCCAGGACUGGCGCGGCCUCUACCAGCAGGCGCAGGACCGCUACCGCCACGACCAGGACGUGUGGCAGCAGCGGCUCGCGCACUCGGAGGGCGACCUGCGCGCCACGGCGGAGCGCGGGGAGGCGCUCGCCCGUGAACUUGAGGCCGCCAAGGCCUCGGUGGACGAGCUGCGCCAGCGGCUGGCCACCGGCCUCGAGGAGAACGAGAGCCUCUACGCGCGCCUGCACGAGCUGGAGGGCCGGAACACGGCGCUCGCCCUGUCCGCCUCCAGGGAGCGCGGCCGCAGCAUGGACUCGCUGUCCGACCUCACCAACAUCGACCUGGACCUGUGCUUCGACGAGCUCGACAAGGAGCGCGUCGUCGAGGAGUUCGAGGAGCUGCGCGGCCGCUUCGAGAAGGCGGUGCUCGAGAUCCGCGCCAUGAAGCGCGAGCUGCGCGAGUCCCACGCGCUCCACGACGAGCUGGAGCUGUCGACGCUGGCGCUGCGGCAGGAGGUGCGGCGCCGCGAGGAGGCCGAGCGCGCGCAGGCCAACCUCAUGGCGGCGCGCGUCGAGGACCUCACCCUCAAGCUGACGGCGGCCGAGAAGCAGGUGCGGCUGCUCAAACAGAAGCUCACCAAGGCCGAGUCGCUCAAGGUGCGAGAGAAGCGGCGGUCGCUGUCGCUCAAGGGCCGCGAGUCGUUCCAGAUUUGCCGCGAGCUCGAGGACAAGCUCGCCGAGCUGGAGUGCAAGUUGGCAGCGCUGGAGGGCACCGCGCCCACCACGCCAUCGUCGCCGUCCUCGCCUUCGCCGACGCCCUCCCUGACUGGGUCCGUGGCGAGCUCGAGCAGGAGUGCGGGCAGGACGGAGCGACGCCGGGAGAGAGAGCGGGGCGCGCACGGCGAGCUGCAGGACAAGGACAAGUCGUCCAGGCUGCGCCGCAAGUCGCUGGACAGCGCGACGGGCUCGGAGCCGAUGAAGGUACUGAUCCGACUGAGCGCCCUCGAGUCAAAGGUGGCCAAGGCCGUGCGGCAGGCGGAGCGCCAGGAGCCCGUGCGCGUCAGCGUAGAGCGGGUGUCCGAGGAGAUGCAGGCCGAGGCGGGGUUGCCGUCGGCCAGGCUCGUCGCCCUGGAAGACGUGGUGCUCAGGUCGCGGGCCAAGAUGCGGGACUGCAUGCGGCUGCUCGGUCGGGCAUCCCCUGCACUAGAGAGGUGCAUGGCGGAGCUCGAUGCCGUGCUCCAGGAGACCGACCGGGACGCAGUGUCGGGUGAGGUGCGCUCCGCCGUCCAGCGGCUGGAGAGGCUCCUGCAUGUCAAGCUGCGCGAGUUGGCGAGGCGGCGCCAGACCUUGCGCCAGGCCGGCCAGCUGGACAGGCGCGCGCGCAUGGAGCUGCUCGCCGAGAAGCUGGCCUACGAGACGGUGUUGGUGGGCCGCCUCCAACAGGCGUGCGGGGGCGAGCUGGCCGAGCGGAGGCAGGGCAUGGAGCUGGCCGAGAUCGACCGGUACAUGUCGUCGCUGCAGUCGAAGGUGGACCAAGAGACUGGUACGACCGCGCCGGGCGUCGAGGCUUCGCUGGACCACCUAGUGAAGACUCUUUCCAAACACCUCCAGCUCCAGGGCGCGCUGGUCUCCUCUCAAGGCGAGCGCAGGCUGGAGCAGCGCCAGGAGAACACCCCGGCACUCCCCGACGGCCUCCUGGAACGCAAGGCGGAGCUGGAUGCGGCCGUGGAGCGAUUCCGCCGAGACAAGUUGGGCACGCUGGCCGCACUGCUGGCCGAGCAGACCCUGCGACUGGACCGGGAGGUCGACGGCGACCAAGAAGAGGACGGGCUGCGCGACGCGUUCCGAGUGGCUCAGCGGAUGGCCCAGGAGGCGGUCAAUUACGAGCUGGUGCAGGCGGAGAUCUCCCAUGUGGCGGCGUGCUGCGCCCAGGGCUACGAGGCCGUGCUGGCCGCAGAGCGAGAGACGGCCAUAGACCUCGGCCGCGUCGGAGAGCGCGGGCGGCUCGAGCUGUGGGCGGACGUCGCGGAGCAGGCCUUGCACGCGGAGCUGGAGGCGGCCUCGGCCGCGCUCUCGGCGCUCUACGAGCAGCGCCUCUCUGAGCUCAGGCGGAGCAAGGAGCGGCCUUCAUGGGAGCGACUCGCCGCCGAGGCCAGGGAGGAGGACGUGCGGAGGCUUCUCACGGAGUUCUCGGACGUGACGGCGCACAAGGCGCUGGUGGACGCGAGGAUCUCGGUGUGGAGAGGCGACUCCCGGACGGGACCUGUGGACGAGGGCGCGGCGGUCGAUUUAGUCAACAAGGUCGUGGACGCCGAGGCCGAGGCGAACACCCACGGCUUCGCGUCGGCGGCUCUCUCGGCCGAGUUCGAGUUCCUCUUCCACAAGUUCUGCGGCGAGUGCCGUGUGGCCGUGGGCGAGGCCUCCAAGGACGUAGCUGUGAACGCGACCCCGCUGGAGGAGGAGAGCUGCAGCGGGGAGGUCAUGUGGGCGCUCUCGGACAUCAAGGAGGAGCUGAACCGCCUGCAGGACUGCAUACAGCUGGGCACCGAGGAAGGCCACGGCCCGAGGAGCGGGGACGCGGAGCGGUCGGACCGCAGCAUGGAGGGCUCGGGCUGCUGGAGCUGGACCGACAUCUGUGCGCAAUGCACGCAGCUCAGGCAGCAGGUGGUGUCCCUCCAGAGCUGCGUCCUCCAGAGCCAGGCGUGUCAACGCUGCCAGCAGCUCCAACAACAACUGGACAGGUUGGAGUCGCUUCAUGGUGAAGAGCUAGUACAACUGCGUCAUAGUCAGGAAAAAGAAAUGGCCACCCUAACUGGUGAACUAGAAAUGCAGAGGAGAUCACUGGUUUGCCAGCAUGAAAUGGAGCAGGCUCAAUUGAAAGAGCGAGCACGCAAAUUAGAAAGGAGGCUAGACACGCUAGAUUCUGAGUAUUCCCUUCAAAUGGAUAAUUUACAUACUGCUUACCAAAAGACACUGGCUGCUGGCUUAGAGAGAGACUUAGAUUCGGGCGACAACAUUCGGCAACGUUAUCAAACUGAAAUUGAGCACCUUAGGGCAUUAUGCGAAAAAGGAUUAGUGGCAAUGGAUAAUUCUCACCGUCGAAUAAUUGCUGAACUUGAAGAGAAGCACCGGCAGGAGGCUGAACAGCUUCGCCUAGAAAAGGAUCAAGCCUUAGCCGAAGAAACUCAAGCCACUCUUGCUGCUCUGGAUGCAAUGCGUAAAGCUCAUGAAAUGGAAGUUCAAAAAGAAAUUGCAAAGUUUAAGGCUGAAUUCAUUAAAAAGAUGCAAGCUACUCAUGAUAUUGGUGCUCUUCAUAAAGAGCAUGAAGCUGAAAUGGAAGAAAUUAAACUAGAAAUUCUAUCUCUGUCCGAAAAGUAUUCUGUGAAAUGCCUUGAGUCUGCAGCUUUAGAGGAGCAAUUAGGACUUGUGAGCAAUCAGCUUGCUCAAGCUCAACAGCAUAUAUUAGAUUUGGAUGCAAGGAACAAACAGCUUAGGGCGCAUCUUGUGUCAGAAGCUAAUGAAGAUGGAAGGUCCAGUCCACCAAUUCAACUGCUAAGGGAAGGCAAACUGAGCUCGAAUUGUAGCACAAUCAGUGGAAGUGGGAGCAGCACGAUCAGUGUCAACAGCAGCGUUGCCAGCAACAGUAGCCAUUGCAGUGGAAGCAGUGUUGAUAGCACGCAUGGUAGCCUUGGUAGCAUGGACUGCUGGUCCCACCAGACUUCACCACAGACCCCAGCAUUGCCUGAUCCUUGGGGACUGCGCAUCAAAGGCUCCAACCAGAACAUCAGCAGAGGCAGCUCAAGCAAUGGACUACGAGCAGAGUUUCUGGGCAUCAGAGCAAAGAGCAAACAGCGCACGGAACCGGCAGUUCUCACUUCUGCAGAACUGAUGCGGUAUUCAAGACGCCACUGCUCUUCUCUACCUCCCAUUGGUUCUCCUCUUCGCUCAUCCUCCCCAUCCCUCUCAUCACUUUCUUCACACUCAUCCUCGCCCUGUCCACUUAGUGGGAUGGUGGCUGAACGGAAGAAGAUGUUUGAACAGUGAGUGAGUAACAUAUCUAUCUAUUAAUCGUCCAAUAAAAUUGAUAUGUUCUUCAUUUUGGGGAAAUUAAGAAAUACAGUAUUGUUUCUUGCUAUACUAUGGUCUUUUUCAAACAAACUAGGUCAAUUUAGAACUGAUUUUGUUGGACCUAGAACUGCUGUUUUAAAAUUUAAACAGGAUACCAUUUUUUAUGUGUUCAUUGAUUAUCAGUGUGUCAAAUGUGAGUAUAUUUACUGACGCUACUUGUAAUAACCACCAAACAUUAACAUCAGAUUUUAUUGGUGUGAGAGAAUGAAUGUUGAGAGGUGUAAACCUGUAAUGUGUAGACUGAACUGAUCCUAUAAAUUGAGCUUACAUGUAUCUCUAUACAAAUUUAUGACUUGUUAAAUUUUCUAUAACAGAAAAUAUCUUAAAUUGUAAUACUGUUGUUAUAAUGCAAGGUUUUCCUUCUUCAAAAAAUCAAAUUCUUACAUUAUUCUUUAAAAUUUCUAUUGACAUUUUGCCUCGUUGUUUGGUGCUUCUUUAAGUCAAUUUUAGAUAGUUUGCAAAAUUUCCAAACAAUGUUUGGCUGUGUAAAGAGAGUAUAACGCUCUGCUCAGAUCAACCAAAGUUGUGUAGAGCGGCCAUGUUAAGAAUAGUUUAGCUUAUAUGACAUGUAUAACAUCUGUUGAAUGUAGUUGAUUUGCUCACCUUGGGCAAGAGUGAGUUUUCUCUAUUUGUGUUUCUUUCUGUUCCCGGUCAUUGCCUAUCUCGCAUGCUGUGCAUGGUAUUAGGUAGCCAUGUUGAUUAAAACAGUCUGUUUCUCUGGUCUGAAUUUACACCUAAUGGUUUGUGGCUGUGCUGUGAAACUCAAGCAAUAAUGUUAAGGUUCAAUAAUUGCUCCAAUUCCUCAUUAAAAGUGAAACCUUACCUUUUUGGCACCAUCCCAAAAAACGAAAAUGUCUGUGUUUAUGUAAUUUGGCCAUCUGUGAAUGGCAGGUCAGAUGUAAUCUCAGUAAUAUUUUGAUAUUUCCUUAGAUGUGUUUUAUGUGCUCAAAUAGUGUAUUUAUUGAGAGAAUUUAUUAAUCAGAUAAUUUCAUUCAUUGUUUUUGAGCAUAGGAAAGGAGUCCUAUUUCUAUAAAUGUAACAUUACUGUAACAAAUACGGUUAACCACUGGUUCUAUUAACUGAAAAGAUUUUUUUCUUAAAUCAGCAACUCAAAUUUAUUUUGAAAUUCGUCUGGAUAUUUUUGAAGGUCUUAUAAUGAGGCAUGGAAUUACACUUGUUCAAAAUUGUUGAUAGUGUAUGUGUGAGUGUUGAUGUGAGAGUUUGCCUGUGUGUGAGUGUGUGUGUUAGUCUCUAUGAUUGCCACAUAUCUAAUAAGUGUGCAUCAGGGUAAUUUUUGUAACCAAACAAAAUCAGUCCUUAAAUUAGUUUCAAUGUAAGAAAACAAUCUAAUGCUCAGUACUAUGUAUGAUACAUUAAUAUAGAGUUAUGUACAGUUUGAAGUGUAAAUAUCAAUUCAUUUGUAUAAUUUUCAUUCUUCCCCUUUCGUGAUUUUUUCAAUAACUGGUCAUGUCAUUAGGUUUCCGAAGUGAUAUUUUUAUAACCACUUAGAAUACUUUGUGUUGUUGUAUUGUGUUUUUCAUGUUGUCAUUCUGUUAUGGAUGGAUGCAAUGAAUGAAAAUCUCAAGAUUUUAUUUGCAGAUUUAAGUGUUGAUUUGUGAUUUAUUUAAAUUAUGUUGUGUUGUGCCUUGUAAGUCUUGGAGAGAGAGAGAGAAAUGAUAUUACACAAUUGUUAGCAGCAAGAAA
Molecule: messenger RNA, 8223 nt
Organism: Frankliniella occidentalis (western flower thrips)
Lineage: Eukaryota; Metazoa; Arthropoda; Insecta; Thysanoptera; Thripidae
Exons: 20
Coding region: 460-6435 (1991 amino acids)
Biological process (GO): actin filament organization
Cellular component (GO): actin cytoskeleton
Molecular function (GO): actin filament binding
Source: RefSeq, a predicted model, not a curated record